GACGGCGGGGGUGGCUGGCCAACGGGCAACGGGAAAGGUCCAAAAAAGAGCGGUGUCCGGGUGUUCCACGGGAACGAAGGAGGAAGGUGCCUCGCUUUUCCAACCCCCGACCCCCCUCCCCCGUGCGGCGCUCCCACGCUGAGUCGCUGACCACUGCCUCGUCCUCCCCCCACGUUUCGCGCCAUCUCGUCUCCUCUCGCAUCCUCCUCCCUCGUCGCGCGCUACGCUACCCCAGCGGCCCACUCGAGUCGGAUCGCGCGCAGGGGGGACGGCAUGGCCGGCGACGACGGAAGCAGCGGGGGCGCGGGCGGGGGAAGGGGCAGCACGGAAGAUGAGGUCCAGAUACAGAUCGCAGACGCACGUCGUUGGGCUGUGUUCGAUGAAUUGCGCACGAGGUGUUCGACGAAUUGCCUGCCGGUGAUCAUCCAAACCUGAAACUUCUUCCACUAACGAAACAGAUCCUCAGAGCUCUCCUGCCAAGCAUUGGCAUUGGUGGUUGAUGGUUGUUCUAAACAUUUUCUUCCUCAUUGCUGGUCAGACAGCAUCAACACUCCUUGGGAGGUUCUACUACAACCAAGGUGGAAAUAGCAAGUGGAUGUCCACAUUUGUCCAAACUGCUGGCUUUCCUGUGCUAUUCAUCGCCCUAUAUCUGUUCCGUUCAAAAUCUACACAAACAGCCACCGCUAGCCCUGAGACUUCUGGCACCAAAAUUACUCUGAUAUAUAUUGCCUUGGGGCUCAUCAUUGCUGCAGACGACUUGAUGUAUUCCUAUGGCCUAUUAUACCUUCCUGUAUCAACAUAUUCGCUCAUAUGUGCUAGUCAGCUGGCCUUCAAUGCUGUCUUCUCAUAUUUCCUCAAUGCUCAAAAGUUCACUGCACUGAUUUUCAACUCUGUAGUCCUCCUUACCUUCUCUGCUGCACUUCUUGGAGUUGAUGAAGAUUCUCAGGGUACCAAUGGUUUAUCGCAUGGGAAGUACAUAUUGGGUUUCGUGUUGACGCUUGGAGCAUCAGCCACAUACUCCCUGAUUCUCUCUUUGAUGCAAGUUACAUUUGAGAAGGUUAUUAAGAGGGAGACUUUCUCAGUCGUCUUGAACAUGCAAAUAUAUACAGCACUUGUGGCAACAAUAGCUUCUCUUAUCGGGUUAUUUGCAAGUGGUGAAUGGAAGACUUUAGAGGGAGAGAUGCAUGCCUUCGGCUCAGGGAAGCUGUCCUAUGUGAUGACACUUCUGUGGACUGCUAUAUCAUGGCAGAUAGCUUCCGUUGGAGUGGUCGGUUUGAUCUUUGUGGUGUCAUCACUCUUUUCAAAUGUGAUAAGCACACUAGCUCUACCCAUCAUUCCAGUUUUUGCUGUGAUUUUCUUCCACGACAAGAUGGAUGGAGUGAAGAUUAUUGCUAUGUUGAUGGCCAUCUGGGGAUUUAUUUCAUAUGGCUACCAGUUAUAUGUUAAUGACAAGAAAGCUAGGAAGACUUCAGUUAGUGUGGAGGAGAGUUCAUAAGUGCUUGUUACAUUGUUCCCCACUGCCAAUAUAAGUUGUUGGCACUGAGUGAGGUACUAGUUAUUGUAGCCAAAAAAGGCUCAAUCUAAUGUUGCACAAUUCUUAGGUAUAUACCUCUAUUAGUUCCUAUGUACGGUUGUAUCAUUCCAAAAAAUAAGAAGAUGAUAAUAUUUUCAGACACAUGUGCUCUAUAAGUUUCUCA
Panicum hallii is the source of this 1697-nucleotide messenger RNA. RefSeq names its product probable purine permease 11. Lineage: Eukaryota; Viridiplantae; Streptophyta; Magnoliopsida; Poales; Poaceae. Gene Ontology annotation, molecular function: purine nucleoside transmembrane transporter activity. The transcript has 3 exons. Gene Ontology annotation, cellular component: membrane. Bases 500 to 1495 code for a protein of 331 amino acids. The record is from RefSeq and is a predicted model, not a curated record.